Messenger RNA from Rhipicephalus microplus (southern cattle tick), 6053 nucleotides. RefSeq names its product alpha-N-acetylgalactosaminide alpha-2,6-sialyltransferase 5. The record is from RefSeq and is a predicted model, not a curated record. Gene Ontology annotation, molecular function: alpha-N-acetylgalactosaminide alpha-2,6-sialyltransferase activity. Lineage: Eukaryota; Metazoa; Arthropoda; Arachnida; Ixodida; Ixodidae. Gene Ontology annotation, biological process: ganglioside biosynthetic process.
UCUGUAUCCGUGCGGUUGACGAGCGGGCUCGCCGUGCCAGCGCCAAGUGAUCCACGCCAUUCCCCACCACAGACUGGUGUCGCGAAAUGGUUCGCCUGUGCCGCCGCUGCUUGGUUCCGGCUGUUCUCGUGCUUGCGUGCCUGCUGUGCACGCUGCAGAUGUUGGCCGCCUUGGUUGGUACCGCGGAGGACACGAAACGUGUGCAAGCACAAAAGGCCCACAGGCUUCGGCCCCGGCACGUGGGUGGAGAACCCGACGUGCGAGGCCGCACGUACCAGAGACACAUGGCCGAGCCGCUGGACGCGCGUCACCGAGAACUCCACUCAGAAAGGCUGCGCCUCAACAGACUCUUCCGACCGCACCUCGUGGCACGCAGGCAGAUCUUCAGUGCUGAUUCUGCCUCGCACUUCCUAGGAGAGAGCGACGAGCACAGUCAGCGGAAUUUUAGCUGCGGCACGUGCGCCCUUGUAGGUUAUUCCGGUCACCUCCUCAACUCUGCUAUGGGUGACAAGGUCGACGCUUCAGACUGUGUCAUUCGGCUGGGCAGUUCACCGGGCCGAGGCUACGAUGGAGACGUGGGAAGCAAGACUACGUUCCGUCUGAUGCACGCCGACAUGCUCCUCGAACUAGUCAAGGGUCCCACGCGAGAGAAGCGUCUGGCAAAUGGCCCACUCGCAUCUGACUACAUCGUGGUGUUCGGCACGCCCAAGAAAGCCACGACCGCAUCUCUGCGAACACGUUUUCAGAGCAGUAGGGCACCGUUCCUGUUGAGCCUGCGCAGAAGCACUGAGCACGCUGCAGCAAAGAGUAUGGCGCAACAUGCAAGCACCCUAGGUUACCAGCUGUCCGGAGCGGAGCCUUCUACCUUGUGGCACGCCGUCAAGCUCGUUGAGACUCUAGGCUGCCAGUCCCUGAAAGUUUUCGGAGUACCUGAACCUAAGUUAUGCAAGCGGCAGCGUGAUGAGCCAUCGCGUUCCCGUUUCUGGGAGUACUCGUCGCCCCCUCAGUGCACAGACGGUGUCGACGUGGGCCACAACGAGGACCCGCUGAAACCGGAUCCUGCUCACCUGAGCCUGGUCGACCGCAGGGCGAUGGCUGGGUGGCUGCAGUCUGCGAAGAGGCUUGACGUCCGAUUCUUGGCUCCAACGUGGAGUGUUUUCAAACAUGCUUCCUCUGCUACAUGACACGCCUAGAACAUUUCUACUUCGACGCAAUAGGUUCAGCACAUCAAUACGACGGUUAGCCGUACGUCGCAGGCGACGCCUCCUUCAAGAAGGUGCUACAACACAAUUGUCAACCUGCUGCGCUCGUCUUGCGCGGUGCUGUUGGACCAAGUGAACUCAUUCAAGAUGGAACCGUUCUGAUGAAACCGCGGUCAAGAAUCCCGUGGAAGUCAAAGAACGAAAAUCGCGUAUAACGAAGAUGCAAUCACGCGUUGUUGCUCUGGCAGUGAGAUAUCAAGCUUCAACAUGAUGUGAUGUUCAUGAGGCUUAUUAGACUACCGAACAAAUUUUUGACAGGAUGAAUGUUACAGAAAUUGGCGCACGUGCAACUUCAAAUAUUAUUAGGUUGCGUUGCAACUAUCGUUGGCGUUUCACAUUUUCAUGCACAUGAGUUUCCCUGAAGCACAAGAGAGACCCUUCUGCUCGGGCGGCUGCAGUAUAACAAGUGAAACUACCUGCAUCAUUCUACUGCGCCAUCUGUAUUAUGCGAAGUGCACCGCUCGUGCUUUUCUGGAUGCAAAGCAGCUCUUUGGCUAGCUUGAGUAACGCUGUCCGGUGCGUUCACAUGAACUCCCUCGCCAAAGGUGUUAGAGCGGUGCUACGUAGGUCAAGUGCGUAGACGCUGUGCGUAGACGUAACUCUCUGGCUCACCCGCAACAGCUGCUGGCCGCUCCGCGCGCUCGCAAUACAGUUUUCUCUCACUUAACCCUCUCCACCAUCCGCAACGCUCGACCGCACGUCGAGUGGAAACACAAAACAGAUUUAGUUGCGCAUCUGUAGCACCCGUACAGACGCAGCCUGCCAGCUAUUCGCAAAGGGAAAAUUUGGUUGAACCGCAUCAAAAAACAGCAAGCGCUCUCCUUGUCAGCCUUUUUUGUCUAUCUGUUUUUGGUGGGCUUCAAGAAAAUUUUCGAUCGUGAACGUAUUCCAGCUGGCCCAACUUGUCAUCUUGUCGCAAUAGGAGCUGGCGUCCGUACGGAUUCUUCGGACGCGCAGCUAAGUCUGUCUACUCUUUGAUUGUUGAUCGGCGAUGAAACUUAUACACGAAACCAAACCCGCCUCCCGCGUCUUUGCGUUUCAAACAAAUGUUUACUCGAGUAAACACUACAACGAGCUUCACUUCAAACCGUUCUUCCAGCACCCGCGCUGACGCCCUUUUUAGCCGGGACAGCGCCGUGCGCACCGCUUCUGCUUCGCCUUCCAUCAGGGUUCCUAUCGGGAAGAUGGUCCUUUUUUUUUACUCUACUGCAAACACCCAUCGUACAGCAGAUGCCAUGCCAAACAUGCACGAGUCGCGGUGAUAGAAGUAGUUGUGCUCACUUCUUGUGAUACCUUUUGCACCAGCUGUGGCCUUCUUGAGUUCCCACGAAGCAUAAGUAGCCAUUAAUGAGUUGCUAAAUGGAGCAACUCAUCGCAACCCAGCAAGCAUCUAAAGCAAUGCUCUCGACUACUUACUACGUGUUCGUUAAUGGAAGAGAAAUAGUUGUCUAAUAAAAUAACUAACGUGUCACUCACUCUGAGUCAGGCAUACAGUCUAGUAACAAUACAAAAGUGCUGCCAUUGUAUGAGCUUGUGAUACAGCGUGCAUUAGUUAUUUGUUAUUGUAAAACCGCGCAUGUGAGUGAACUUCACGACAUGUUUCUUCUAAGCUAUAUCUCUCUAGAAAGACCACUUGUUUCCCGCAACGCUCACCAGUGUUUAUAAACGCUCUAUGGAUUUGCUAAGUGACAGAUUUGUUUUGGCGUCCACAGCAGCUCUGUGGAUGCAGACUGUCCGCCAUUUCCUGUUACAGGCUGCGUCCGCAAAGCUGUUGCGAAAGCUUAACUAAACCUGCCCAAUGAAGUACAGCGGAGCUCUGCUAGGUGUUCAUUCCACGAAGCGCAUUCGGAAAUUACCGCUUUGCUUCUUCUCGUUUUCUUUGUAAAGCGCAAGACUCCUAUGUGAAAUCUCCCUUAAAGGCUCAUAUUCCUGUCAAACGUGCACCUGCGAACACCGUUUCACUCGAUGGUCCUUACGACAAGGGAGUUGCAGUCCGUCUCACACGGCUACCCUUACACAAACGAAGGUAAACGGGGUAUGUUGCAAAGGAAGUUCGGCGAUCUUCUUUUGCAGCAGAACGAGGCACUCUCGUACACAUUAGUUCACAGGUCAGAAAAAAUUUCGAGCUGUAAAUUUCCGCAGUAAAAACAAUACAACUUGGCAAUAGUAGACGUUCUUUCGUUGCACAGGUUUUUUUUUCUUCGGAUACGGCGGUGGUGGUAGUGGUGAGAAGAGGCAAAAGGCGCCUAUUUCUGCAGCGUGGUUGGUAGCACGGCGCAGUGCCUUAAUGUACACCUGGCAUAGUGCAGCUAUACUCUCUCCACCGUGCUUUGCGAGUCAGGCCGCGAUAUUUCGUCUGUGCGUGUGAUUGUUCUCGUUACCGCGCCUGUGAUUGCCCUUGGGAAGAAUCACUGACAGCGCUGCAUCAUCGUCACCAGCUGAAGACAUAGCAUAGUAUAGAGAAAACAAAAAUACGCCAGGCCUGCGUGGAAGGCGCAGCAUAGUCACAACGAAAGCUGAAAGAGCGUCCUCGCAGAGCCUUUUCUAAACGCUCAUUGGGGAACUACUGCAAGCUCACCCACUACGGCAAUAAUGAUAAUUUUUUGGUACAUUAUAAGAAAACAAAAUGUGCGUUCACGGGGCAAGAAAACACCAUAACUUUCGUACACAAAGAGUUCUCGAGCACUGCGCCAUCAUAAAGGCACAAAGUGGCAAGCGUCGCUACCAGCAUCGCUGCAUUUAACGAAUGCGUUUUCAUUUGAAAUAACUUUUUACAGUUUGUUUGCUUCAGACCUGCUUAAGAGUGCGUUUUCGUGAAAACCGCAUACGUCCAUCGAACGGCCUAGGGGAGAUUUACGUUCACAGAGUUCAACAGAGUUUGGUGGUGGCCGUAUGAUAGGGUUAUUAGAGAGAGUAAACGUUUCCAAGACUGUGUGGUGCGAUUUUUGCUGCUAAUGGUAUGCACAGUCACAGCAGUGAGUGCGCUAGAGCACAAACGCUUUUGUGAAUGUGAGCGGGCUGUGGUAUGUAUUGAACAGGUCGGUGUUCAUUCUUGUUUUGCCAGUCUUGCUGAUGCUGCUUACUUAAUAUUGCAAGACAGCGCAUGCUGCAGCAAGCUGCGAAGUUGCGAGAGCAGGCUCUCGUCAAGUAAAGGAGGUUUGCGUUGCACCAUUUUUGGGAAUCUUGUUGCCUAUAAAAUAAAGCAAAAUGCACAAUUUAGUUGGAAGAAAGACCUUAAAGACGUAGGUAUUGUAUUUAGCUUACAUACACGUAAUGAGCUGGCAGCACUUUUCAUAACAUCCCGGUUACUGCUUUCCGGGAACUUGACAUGCAUUUAAAACAGAUUGGUUACUAACGCGAGAGCGUCAAAGAGCUCGCUUUGCAGAAAUUCAGGGGUCGGCGUCAUUGCUUGUGAGCGAAAAGUCACAAUUUUCGCGUGACCGAAAAAUUUUGAAUUAUGCAAAUAAAGUAAAUAAUAAAAUUCUUUUUCAGAGUGGGAAUCAAACCCAUGUAGUUUCCGUGGCAAGCAGGUUGAACGCUUAAAGCACAAAGUGUUUGAAGUAAGCAGUACCAACAGAAUAUCGCUAUCGCGUUCAACUUUUGAAGGCGAAGCUUAAAGGCCUCCAAUGUUUUGCCACCUUUUGUAUUCUGGCAAUACUGGGCCUGCGGCGCUGAUGAAUUGGGUGUAGGCACGGAACAGUUUCUCUGCCUCCAUUAGAAGACGUUGAGUAGUAGUUGUGGUGAAAUCGGGUCGAAAGAAUGCAGCCGUCUCCUUUAAAAUUCAGUGCUUCACUGUCACAGAAUCAACAAGAUCACAAUGCAAGACUUUCGCACCCAGAUGGCAGCAGGAAGCCAGCUGCAAAAGGUUUACCGCUUCUCCAUCAAUUUGACGAACCUUCGGUGGCAGCAUGCACUUCACAUUAUUUAUUUAUGUACCCUAAACGCCCGAGGGCAUUACAUGAGGGGAGGCGAGGGAUAAUUGUAUGCAUACAUAAAAUUACCACAAGCAAUAAAGUAAUCAAAGGUUUGUAAAACUCAACAUCAUCGUGCAAAAAGAGUGAGCUCUUGAUGAAAUAGUACAUUGCGAAAUAGUUGUGAGUGUCAAACAUGUAUUUAAUGUAAUGCAAUAUUUGGUCUCUUAUAUCUAAACGGUAAGAAAACCUCGUGUUAGAUAAACAGAACAUGCGUACCCUUGUGUUUUUUUUUCUUUUCUCUUUUCUUCACCCACAGCACCUGUGGCUCAUUGUAAAAUUACCACCAUUGUGGAAGUACACAUUGCUACCCUUUGCAUUUCUUAACGGAAUAUGAAGAAACGAAAGUGGACGAAAAGAUAUCUUGCCAUCGACAGGAACCGAACCUGUGACCUUCGAAUUCGAAGGUGGCUGAUUUGGUCAUACGCCCGUGGCAAUUUAUCUUUUCGGCCCUUUUAUUUCUUCACAUUUACAUGACAAUUAAUUCCAAUAACGUCCCCAAUACUUUUCUUGGCAUUAAGGUAUGUUAGUUCUCAUCGAUGUUGUCUCUGACACAUGUAAACGAACCCAUAAGUUUACAGUUUUUUUCUUAGUCGGUUUGCAAUUGUGUGAUUCAUUAUUUUCUCUCAAUUAAAGCGAAGGGCCACGCAGAAUUAUCUUUGGGUAGCUUUCCGAGCAAUGCGUAAAAGCAGAGUUUUAUUGCUGAAGCCUUCCGUGGAACGUUGCUGUCGGGCGGGUUUGGCACGGCGUCGCAAAUCUUUGUUGUGGCCGUCAAUGUCUGCAAUGGCACAAAAUAAAGGUGCAUACCACAAUUACCAAA